Lentinula edodes (shiitake mushroom) is the source of this 1329-nucleotide messenger RNA. RefSeq names its product dynein regulator. Gene Ontology annotation, biological process: retrograde vesicle-mediated transport, Golgi to endoplasmic reticulum; intra-Golgi vesicle-mediated transport; endoplasmic reticulum to Golgi vesicle-mediated transport. Bases 1 to 1329 code for a protein of 442 amino acids. Gene Ontology annotation, cellular component: COPI vesicle coat. Lineage: Eukaryota; Fungi; Basidiomycota; Agaricomycetes; Agaricales; Omphalotaceae. Gene Ontology annotation, molecular function: protein binding. The transcript has 10 exons. The record is from RefSeq and is a predicted model, not a curated record.
AUGUCUUCAAUCCUCUCAGAGAGGCAGCAGGAUGAUCUGCACAAGGCGAUGCUGGAUUAUCUCCACACCAAUGGCUUUCAUAAGACAUACGACCAGUUCAAGGGCGAACUGCCUACUCUAGCCGACUUUCAACCCGAUCCGUCUGCCAAGACGAGUGGGCUGCUCGCUAAAAAGUGGACAAGUGUGAUCAGGAUGCAGAAGAAGAUAAUGGAACUUGAAACUCGCCUUGCUCAAGCUUUAGAAGACAGCUCGCAUAUGGCAAUACCAAACGGCACCAGUGGAAAGCAGUCCAACACCGAUUGGCUACCUACAGCAAGUUCCGCCAAGCACACACUGACAGGUCAUCGAGGGACUGUCAACGCCGCUGCUUUUCAUCCGAUAUACUCAGUCGUGGCAACCGCAAGUGACGAUUUUACGAUCAAAGUCUGGGAUUGGGAUUCAGGAGAACUUGAGCGGACGUUGAAGAGCCACACGAAGAGAGUCUCGGACUGUCAGUUCAAUUCUACUGGAACUACCCUUGUUACAUGCGGGUAUGAUCUGUUCAUCAAGCUAUGGAAUGUCGAGAACGAUUAUCAAAAUUUCGCGACCUUAAGAGGGCAUGAGCAUUCGAUCUCCACAGCUCGUUUCCUUCCCGGUGACGACAAGAUCAUUAGCUCAAGUCGGGACCACACUCUCAGGAUAUGGGAUAUCGCGUCGACUCACUGCAUCAAAGUCAUAUCUCCUCAUGAUGCUUGGAUACGGUGUGCCGUGCCGUCAGACGAUGGAAGAUUAGCAAUCACAGCCUCUGGGGAUCAUACUUCAAAAGUUGUCGACCUCUCUUCAGGGGAUGUGAAAGCCGAAUUCCGAGGUCAUGAAAACGACGUGGAGGCGGCAGAAUUCUGUCCACCUCAUGCCAUAGCUGCUAUUCGCGAACUGGUCGCGGCUCCUCAAGGCGCCCAGGCAUUGGCUAAUCAGGGGCCUGUGUUUGCAGUCACCGCAUCCAGAGACAAGACAGUGAAGAUUUGGGAUGUUAAUAGUGGACAAUGUCUCCAUACGUUGCAUGGCCACGACGAUUGGGUACACGCAAUCGUUUUCCAUCCCAAUGGGCAAUACAUGCUCACUGCAGCCGAUGAUCAUACCAUCCGAAUCUGGGAUUUAAAAACCGGACGCUGCACUCGCAAAAUCGAAGCUCAUGUGCAGUUUGUUACGUCCAUGUCUUGGGGGAGGCAAGUUGUCGGGACUGCGAGCCAAACUUUGGAUAAAGAUCCUAAUGCCGGACCGAGGCUUGUCAAUGUGAUUGCUACCACUGGAAGUGACCAAUCGGUGAAGAUAUGGGUACCUACACGAUGA